AUGACUUUCUUCAACAAAGCUAGUGGUAUACUAAGGCAGGUGGCUGCAAGUAAACACAUCAAUCAUCAAAUAUCGAUCUCAAAGGGAAAAACAAUUCAGCAAAUUGACCCAUUUUCAUAUAACAAUGAAUCAAAUGGGACUUUGAAAGCAGAUUGUUCUGAGCUUGAGGUUGUUCGUGUUGAGGGCACAUCAAUGGGCCUUCUGUAUUGUAGAUUGGUGCCACUUGUUCUUCUUCUUGUUGAUGGUAAUAUUUUUACCAGUAAGCAAUAA
Molecule: messenger RNA, 270 nt
Organism: Lactuca virosa
Lineage: Eukaryota; Viridiplantae; Streptophyta; Magnoliopsida; Asterales; Asteraceae
Source: the annotation of a GenBank genome assembly